AGAGAUGCCAAACUCUGGGCGAGUGGGAUGAGCCGAGCAGAUGCUGGGAUGAGAUGCCAAGGCAGCUCCCCUUUCCCCUGCGCUUUCGGGCGCUUAUAAAUUACCCCGGCGGCGCCUCUGCCAGCCUCCUCUCGUCGUGGCUGCGCGCGCUCCGACGAGCCUGUGGGCAGCUCCCGGCAGCGGAACCGAGCGGCUCGCGGACCCCGGCAGCUUCAGCUAGGAAGGCGGCCAAGGCGGACGGCGGGGAGCGCCCCCCCCUCUCUCUCUCCAUCCGGCUGUGGCGCGAGCAGGAUUUCCCCAGGAAUCUCCGAUCCCGCUCCCCUCGCCGAGCUGGUGUAGCUGACUGCUGAAGAGACAGAAUGAAUGAGUGACGGAAAGAAGGGGUUGGAAAAAGGAGAGGGGGAGAGGUGAAGAAAAAAAAAACAACAACCCCGCGGGAAGGCAGCGAGAGAGGCGACCGGGAGGAGCAGAAGAAGGGAACUUGAUUCGAGCUGGCACAGGCGGGGGGAAAAGUCGAUCGCCAGCAGCAGCAUAAAAGUGUGCGCGGCUCCUCUCGAGGGGAGCAGCGGCGGCGGCGGCGGCGGCAGCCACAGGUGCCCCCGACGGGGAGCGAGGCUCUCGGGACUCGGCCUGGGGGAUCGGGCGAAGGAGCCCUUCCGGCCGCGAGGAGGAGCACGAGGGCGAGCAGCCCCCUGGGACGCGGGGAAGGUGCCCCGCGAGGAUUUCGGCUCGAGGAGGUUCCCGUCCCGCCAUCAAGAUUUUGUCCAAAAGCAGGCAAGAGGAUCGCCCUGCGCUGAGCCGCCUGGUGGGCAGCAGGCGGCGGCUGAUCGCGGCCGGAGCGCUGGGGGUGGUCAUGGUGCUGCUGCUGGUCAUCCUCAUCCCGGUGCUGGUCAGCUCGGCCGGCACGUCGGCGCACUACGAGAUGCUGGGCACCUGCCGCAUGGUGUGCGACCCCUACGGCGGCACCAAGGCGCCCAGCACGGCCGCCACCCCGGACCGAGGCCUCAUGCAGUCGCUGCCCACCUUCAUCCAGGGCCCCAAGGGGGAGGCCGGCCGGCCGGGCAAGGCCGGGCCCAGGGGGCCGCCGGGGGAGCCCGGCCCGCCGGGGCCCGUGGGCCCGCCGGGGGAAAAGGGAGAGCCCGGGCGCCAGGGCCUGCCGGGCCCGCCCGGGGCGCCGGGCCUGAACGCGGCCGGGGCCAUCAGCGCCGCCACCUACAGCACCGUGCCCAAGAUCGCCUUCUACGCGGGCCUGAAGCGGCAGCACGAGGGCUACGAGGUGCUCAAGUUCGACGACGUCGUCACCAACCUGGGCAACCACUACGACCCCACCACGGGCAAGUUCACCUGCUCCAUCCCCGGCAUCUACUUCUUCACCUACCACGUGCUCAUGCGCGGCGGCGACGGCACCAGCAUGUGGGCCGAUCUGUGCAAGAACAACCAGGUGCGAGCUAGUGCCAUUGCUCAGGAUGCAGACCAAAACUACGACUAUGCCAGCAACAGCGUUGUUCUACAUUUGGAGCCAGGAGAUGAAGUCUACAUAAAAUUAGAUGGAGGGAAAGCACAUGGAGGAAACAACAACAAAUACAGCACAUUUUCUGGAUUUAUAAUUUAUGCUGACUGAUAAUUAAGUGAAACACAAAAUCACAUUCUUCUAAGUGAUGGAUUCACGUGGCAAAAAACACAAAAUCGAUGAAUCAAGAACCCCAGAGGAUGCUGGCCGAGGGACACCUCAUGGGGCAAAAUGCUACCUGACUCACAUCUGUACAACCCAGAGAGUGUGUUUUAAAAAAAAUAUAAAGCAAGUUAAACAGAUGUGUGAUCCACUAUCGCCAAAGCAAAAUACUCCUUGUUGUUAGUGUCCAUGUGAAUGAAGUCCUAUAUAGAUCACAACUUUUAUAGAGGGGAAAAAAAAUCUUUAAAGCACUGAAUUAUUUCUUCGGCAUAUAUGAUACUUUUGGUGUGCUAUGAUCUUGCUGCUUUUAUCCAUCCAUCAGCUUUGGUACUUGUGACUUACCUGCUAACUAUGAUGCGUGUGGAUCCAACUCAUAGUAUGUGGUGAGGAAUGAUUUUACAAUAAAAAGAAGAUGUAAUUGAA
Molecule: messenger RNA, 2095 nt
Organism: Podarcis muralis (Common wall lizard)
Lineage: Eukaryota; Metazoa; Chordata; Lepidosauria; Squamata; Lacertidae
Gene: C1QL3
Product: complement C1q like 3
Molecular function (GO): protein binding
Source: RefSeq, a predicted model, not a curated record